GAGACCACAAACGCCAGCAGUCGCAGGCAAACCAUCACCAGGAAGAGUGGAUUCAUCGCAGCAGCUCCGAAGAACAAGUCAGAUCAGUCAUUACUUCGUCUUCAUCUUACCUCUAACAAUGAAGACUUGGGGCGUUUUUCUGGUCAUAGCAUCGAUGCUAGUUUCCGGCUGCGUCUGUCAGAACACAAGUAAGUAAAUCCCGUGUCUAAUGGAGGACAUCACUACAACUCGAAGAAGACAAAACUCUUGCUAUGACACGGAUGCCUGUGAAGCUCUGAGCUCCCGAUGUGUUGAUGUGGGAAGCUCCAGCUCUUGCGACGCUACAAACGCCAGCUUGUGUGGAUCAAAAUUCUGCACAUGCUGCAUUAUAACACCAUGCACACAAACUACCGAAUGUACCGGAUAUGGUGGCAGUUGCAGUAAGAUCUCAGCUGGAUGUUCGGGCACUUCCUAUGACGCAGGAUGCGCAGCUUCAACUUGCACUUGCUGCAUUGCUGAUACUUCUACUUGUGUCACACUACCUACCUGCAGAGAUGCUGGAGGGUUGUGCAUUGCUCCUUCUCAAUCAGGCAACUGCACAGGUGUUCUCGACCCCAAUGGCUGCCUUGGAGACAGCUGUUCCUGUUGCAAGGGAGGUUGUGAGAAGACGAACAAGUGCACCGCUGUUGGAGGCUACUGCUUCCGAAAAAGAUGGUCCCCACGUGUGUCACGGGAUGGUCUUCAGAUUUUGUGUUCUUGGGAACUGUCGCUGUUGCGUGGAUCCUCACUGGCACGGGCAUGGGCUAGGUUAUGUGAACGGUAUUUGGAACAGUAUUUGGAACAGUAUUUGGAACGGGAAUGGGAAUGGUCGGUAAUGGUAAGAAAGAUUUCCAUUUCUUGAUUUUUUGUCAUGAGGAGCACCUCUGUGAUUGACUGAAGAUAGAUUGUUUAAC
Molecule: messenger RNA, 932 nt
Organism: Macrobrachium nipponense
Lineage: Eukaryota; Metazoa; Arthropoda; Malacostraca; Decapoda; Palaemonidae
Product: keratin-associated protein 5-1-like
Exons: 6
Coding region: 209-880 (223 amino acids)
Source: RefSeq, a predicted model, not a curated record